This is a messenger RNA of Paramisgurnus dabryanus, 5616 nucleotides long. RefSeq names its product leucine rich repeat (in FLII) interacting protein 1a (gene lrrfip1a). Gene Ontology annotation, molecular function: RNA polymerase II cis-regulatory region sequence-specific DNA binding; DNA-binding transcription factor activity, RNA polymerase II-specific. The record is from RefSeq and is a predicted model, not a curated record. Gene Ontology annotation, biological process: regulation of transcription by RNA polymerase II. NCBI's taxonomy places the organism in Eukaryota, Metazoa, Chordata, Actinopteri, Cypriniformes, Cobitidae.
CCAUCUGAACACCAAGAGUGAACUAAACAAGAAGCGAAAAGCUUUUAUUACAAACAAACACACUGGCUAAUAGUCUGAAUUUCUGAGAUAACAAACUUCAGAUCAUUUACAUUUAACGUUAGCCAUUUUGGCAGCUCCUCGCGGGCAACACGUGUGUCAUGAAUACGCCGGUGACUCUUCAAACUUUCAAAGUAGAGCACUAGGAAGAGAGCAAAAGACGGAUGUAACACAAUGAACCGCGUCGCUGUUUAACGCCUGUUUAAACUGGAAUCACAUGUGGUUGUUUUAUGCUUUGGAGGAUUCAUACCUGUAUUUAUUGAUCGGGAUCGUCUCUCAAGCGUACAGUAGCGUGAAAGUGUGUGAAGGAUUUAUUAAAGGUUUCUAAUGGGAUCACAAGGGCCAGGACGUAAACGGACCCCCAGCAAAAAUGGGAUGACUGGGGAGGAAGAUGCCCUCAACUUGAUUGCAAGAGAGGCCGAAGCCCGUUUGGCAGCUAAGAGGGCGGCCCGUGCAGAAGCGCGUGAGAUCAGAAUGAAAGAACUGGAAAGACAACAGAAAGAGAUUUAUCAGGUGCAGAAGAAAUACUAUGGGCUGGAUAACCUGGACAACAAAUUUGGGGACAUUGAGCAGUGGAUGGAGGACAGUGAACGGUAUACACGCCUCUCACGGAGACAUGCUUCGGUGUCAGAUGAUGAAGAACGGAUGUCAGUGGGGAGCAGGAGCAGCAUGCGGUUGGACUUGGAUGCUCCUGGUGCUUAUGGCGGGCUUUCCCAGGCCGCCUCCACCUCUCAUUCACAGAAAAAGUCUAAGAAAAAGAAGAAACAUUCUUCCAAGACUAGCAACGGCUAUGAUGAUGAUCUCAGCCCAUUAUCUAGUCGGAACUCCAGACUCAGUGAUGAGAGCAAAAGGUCUCGCUCCUCGAGACUUGAUCUUCAGUCGAGUCUCUACAAUUCUGAACCAUACAGCAGCAGUAGUUAUUCCUCUAAACAUCAAGGCCUCUCCUACAAUGGCUAUCAGGGCUCUGUAUAUGAAGACAGUCUCUACAGCGGCUCUCGGCGCUCUGUUGCUCGUCCUUCAUCUGAAUACAGAGGUUCAAGCUCUAGGACCUCAUCCAGGGCAAAUUCUGCGUGCGGCAGCCCUGUGGAGGACUGCAGCAGUUCAGUGGCUAGUUAUAUACGCAGCGGUAGUAUCAGUGGUCUUUCUAGAGAUCUUGACCAUGUCAUUAUCCCUGACCUACCGGAUGUUAAUGGAAGACUGUCUAUGACUGAUGACCGGAUAGACCGUGACUACUUGGAAAAGGGCUCUUCGCGAGCAUCCACGAUAUCUGGCACCACUCUUACCUCUCUGGGUGGGACGUCCUCACGGAGAGGAAGUGGAGAUACAACCAUCACUGCAGACACAGAAGCCUCUAUACGGGAAAUCAAGGAGAUCCAUGAGCUUAAGGAUCAAAUUCAAGAUGUGGAGGCGAAGCACAUGCAGAACCUAAAAGAGAUGAAGGAUACCUUGUCGCAAGUGGAGGAUAAGUAUCGGAAGGCCAUGGUAUCCAAUGCACAGCUAGACAAUGAGAAAACCAACCUGAUAUAUGAAGUGGACACUUUAAAAGACUCUUUAAUGGAACUGGAGGAAAUGCUCUCUGAAACACGCCGUGAGCUUGAGGAGAAGAGUAAGGACCUUGAACGAGAGAAGCAUGCACAUAGUAUACUGCAGUUUCAGUUCAGUGAAUUAAAAGAGACGUUGAAACAAAGUGAAGAACUGCUAACUGAAAUCCGUCAGUUACGAAUGAAGCAGGACGGCUUUGUUAGAGAGGUUUCUGACCUUCAGGAAACUAUUGAAUGGAAGAAUAAAAAAAUUGGGGCAUUAGAGAGGCAGAAGGAAUUUUCUGAUGCCAUUCGCAAUGAGAGAGACGAACUCAGAGAUGAGGUCGUUCAGCUCAAAGAUAUUUUAAAGAAACAUGGUAUUGUUCUUGGACCUGAUCUAACCACCAAUGGAGAAACAGGUGAAGAAGUGGGAGAGGGCGACCAGAAUUCUCAAACAUCGUCUGCUGAGAUUCGAGAGGGCAGUAGUGUACUAGGCACUCAACAGUUGAAGAUCUGUAAAGACCAAAAAGAUUUGGAUGAGGAGGUCCAAGAGAAUCACGACUCGUUGAUUUCUACAAAGACAUCUUUAGAAACAAAUGACAAUGGAGACCUUAGGGAUGAAGUGAACCAGGGUGUAGAGCAGCACUCUGAUAACAAACCUGAAGAACCUCCAAGUUCUGUUGAUAAUGAUGAGGUCACUACAACCACACCUAUGGUUGAGAUCAAAGCAGAACAGCUUGUAUUGGAAGAUUCAAGGGAUAAUACUGUGGAAUCAGAGUGUGAGGUUCAUACCGAUGAACCUGUGGAAGAAAAUCAACAAGAGAUCACUAUAUGUGCCAAGCAUAGUGAGAUAAUUGAAAAAGAAACUUCAGUCUCUGGUCCAGUACUUGAUGAAAAUCAACCAAGUGAGUCAGUAAGCAAGCCUGUGGAGAAACCUGCUGAAUCAUCUCAAACCGAGAAAGCUCCACAGACUCAAGGUGGCAGUGCUUCAAAUAAAAAAAGGAGAAAGAAAAAGAAGGGCAAACAGAAACAGAAACAAAAUGAUAAGCAGGAGAGUGAAACAAAGAUAUGUGAUACAAGUGAAAAGAUUUUAAAUGAGAAUAAUCCAGACCAAAAACUGGAAAGUGAUCCAGAGGGAAGCCAUGAAGAGCAACUAGGGAAUGACGCAUCUACUGCAGUGCAUACAGAAGUCUCAGCUGAUUCACAUGACAAUACAAGAAACAUUGAAACAGACCGUGAUGAAAUAAUAAGCAUGAAUACAGUACCUGCAGAUGAUGCUAGAGAUCAGUUUCGAGUAAUCACAGAUGUGGUUGAUUCAGGAGAAACUUCUAACCCCAUAACCGAUUGUCCUGAAUCUACAACUGGCAACAUUAUUUCUAACCUAACAGAAGUUAUUGAUGACCAAACUAAAGAUUCAGAAAAUCUUGCUCAAGAGAUUUCUUCAGACAAAGAAGCUUUACUGUCUCAUGAACUUUCUGAUAAGUCCAUGGAUGCUGUUGACAGGUGUGUGGAAAAUCUUGAGUCCAUCAGUAUUUCUGAUAAUAUUGAGAAGUUUUUGUUGGUGGAUGACAAGGAAGGGAAGAGCCAUGUGGACAGUGUUGGAGUAGAAGAGGAGCCAAUGAUUCAAAUUAUUGAUCCAGGAGAGACAACUUUCCCUGGAGAUCAUGAUGAGUCAGCUUCAAAAUGUCAUCCCUCUUCAUCUGUUAUAGAGAAGGUAGAGAAUGAAUGUGAAAAGCUAAUCCAGGAACAAUCAACAAUGCCCACUGAUCAUGAGUUAGAAAACAUUCUUCAAAAUACUAUUGAAGUGGAGCAGAAAGAAAGUAAGACACAGACAGAUCAAGCUGAAUUGGUUGAAGAAGCUCUUAUAAUGCCUAGCAAAGAAGUAUUCAUUGGAGACAGUAAUAUAGACACUGCUGUAACUGAAUCUCAGGUUCCAGUUUUAGAAAAGUGUGAAGGUGAGGAAGGAAGAUCAUUGCAUGGUGAGCUUCUACCUGAGGUUCAAUAUACUGGAGAGAAGGAGGCAGAUCAGGAAUCAAUAGAGUUAGGAGACUCCCACCAUGAAUCCAAGUUAGAAAAAGGUGAGGAUGAGAACAAAACAUCAUGUCAAGGUCAGGUUAUACUUGAAACACUGCCUGAGGAUAAGGAUAUUAUGGUGGGAAAAGAUGAGGAGGAUGGCAAGAAAACAUCAGUCAGAGAUGAGGUUAUGGUUGAAACGCAACCAACUGGAAAGGAUGAAGAUAUUCUGCUGAAGAAAGGUGAUGAGGAUAUAAAGGAAGGAUCAGUCCAAGAUCAGGUUAUGGUUGAAACGCAACCACCUGGGGAGAAUGAAGAUAUUCUGGUGGGAAAAACUAAGGAGGAUGAAGAGGAAGGAUCAGUUCAAGGUCAUGUUAUGCUUGAUGAACUUUCUGUGGAGAAUAAGGCUAUUCUGGUGGAAAAAGUUGAGGAGGAUGAGAAUGAGAGAUCAGUUCAAGAUCAGGUUAUGCUUGUAACACAACCGACUGAAAAGGAUGAAGAAAUUCUGUCGGAAAAGGGUAAGGAGGAUGAGAAGGAAGAAUUAGUCCAAGAUCAGGUUAUGCUUGAAACACAACCGACUGAAAAGGGUGAAGAAAUUCUGCUGAAAAAGGGUAAGGAGGAUGAGAAGGAAGAAUCAGCCCAAGAUCAGGUUAUGCUUGAAACACAAACGACUGCGAAGGAUGAAGACAUUCUGCAAAAAAAAGAUGAGGAGGAUGAGAAGGAAGAAUCAGUCCAAGGUCAAAUUAUGCUUGAUACACAACCACCUGGAGAGAACAGAGAUAUUCUGGUCGAGAAAGGAGUGGAAGAAGAGAAGGAAGGACCAGUUCAAGAUCAAGUUAUGAAUGACACGCAGCUGUCUGGAGAGGAUGAAGGCAUUUUGGUUGAGUCAGUUACAGUUUCUCCAGAGCAGAAGGGAGAAGAUGAGGAGGAAGAUGAAGGAGAAUCAUUUGAUUUUGAUGAAAUGGAUCUGGAAGCAUCAUCAGAAGACCCUUUGAAACAACAAUGUCAAGAUAAACCAAAUAAAGAAGUUACUCUGUCAAAAGAAAGUGUGCAAGAAGACCAGACUAAAAAAGGCAGUGAACCUCUGGAACCAAAGAACCAAAUGGAUGAUGGACAAACAACAACAGAGGUAGACGCUUGUUUAACAGAGGACAGUCAAGUUGACCAGAAAGACAUUGAACCUAAUCAACAACAGCACAAUACAUCUGAACGUAAAGAAUGUACAGUUGAGGAACAUGAGCAAGGAUCAGAAGAACUGAGGCACAAUGAAGGAACUGAUGAUUGUACCUCAGAAUUAGAGACAAAAAAUGUAGAACAGGAGAAGAAUAGUUACAUUCCACAAGAAGACCAGGAACCAAACAUAUCAAGAGAGCAGGAAGUUGAAAAACCGACAGCAGGGAACGGCAAGGAAGAUGAUAGAAAGGAGUCUAAGAAAAGUGCCAAGAAAGGGAAGGGCAAGGGGAAAGAAGAAUGUAAAAUGUCUUAAUGGGCCACAAAUGUGCUGAUUUGAUUUUCUCAACAUCUAUUCAACAAGUAACAGUGCACUUACGAAGAUACCCAAUGAUACUGUUGUGAAACUUUAAAGACUUCUGAGAAUCCUGGAAUUCCAUCUUAAUAAUGUCAUGUAAUUUCAUUACAACUAUUUUCACUGCAAAUAUGUGUGUUAUUCAUUAAUAUUUUACAUCUGACCAAAACUGCUAAAUGCAUUUUUAGUUCAAACAGAAUGCUUGAAAUGUCAGUCAUUCACACAUCAGAUUCUGGAAGUAAUAGGUAAAAAUAUCAUAUUUAUUUUAUAAUCAAUUUUACAAAAGCAUGUAAUAAAAUGUUUCUUAGAAUGAUGAAUAAGGUUUUUGUUACUGGUUUUUCAAGUUACCAUCCUGUUCUGUCUGCCACAGUCAUGAAUAGCAGCAAGAUCUGUCAGCUUUCGAAUUCAAGUGUUUUCCAUUGAAUGUAUGCCAUACUGUAUGUUGUUUAAUAGAUUUGUUUUAUGUGGUAAAUAAAGUCUUUGUGUCACUUUACUAUCAAA